UUUGUAUAUUCUUCUGUGGAAAGGGAUGUUUUUAUUAUUUUAAAAGUGAAAAAAAUAAAUAAGACACCCAUAAAGAUUUGAUUUUGAGCGAAAUAUAUAAAAGAUAGUGAGAGGACAAGAAGAAGAAGCAAGCAAAAAACAGAGUUGGCAUUUUCCGUCUCUCCUCACUGGACAGAGAUGCCGAGAGACGGUGGCGUUUCGUGUCUACGAAGGUCAGAGAUGAUCGGAAUAGGAAUCGGAGAAUUAGAAUCUCCGCCGCUGGAUUCUGACCAGGUUCACGUUCUAGCCGUUGAUGACAGCCUCGUCGAUCGUAUCGUCAUCGAGAGAUUGCUUCGUAUUACCUCCUGCAAAGUCACGGCGGUUGAUAGUGGAUGGCGCGCUCUUGAAUUCUUAGGAUUAGACGAUGAUAAAGCCUCCGUCGAAUUCGAUGAAUCGACUAGUUUCCGGGAAGUUCCAGUCGUAAUUAUGUCGUCGGAGAAUGUACUCACUCGAAUCGACAGAUGCCUUGAAGAAGGUGCGGAGGAUUUCUUACUGAAACCGGUGAAACUCGCCGACGUUAAACGCCUGAGGAAUUACUUGACGAGAGACGUUAAAGUCGCCGACGGAAACAAAUCAAAGCUUCCUGAAAAUCUCAGCAAUUUCUCUUAUCCGGCACCGAUAACUCCUCUUCCGCCGCCAUCCACCACCGCGAUGGAAUCCUUAGACACUAAUAGUCGACCUUUGCCUCCGGUGGAUUUCGUUUCUUCUUCGCCUCCGUCUCCGAUCGAAUAUGACGAUUCGUUGACAACGUCGCCGGAGUCUUUAACUUCGCCGGUGGAUUCUCCGAUGAGACGGCUGGAGAUGAGGAGUCCCGGAUUAGAUUAGAGAGAUCCGUGUAAUGACUAUCUCCGUUAACUUUUACCAUUGACGGUUUUAUUGACUGCACGUUGACUUGACGCCGUCAGUUAAUAGAUCCCUCUUUGAUAUAUCCACGUGGGCUUCUGUACUCACGAACGAAAAAUCUUUUGAAUUUCUUGUAUUUAAUUGCAUAUAUAUAUAUAUAUAUCGUUAAUUUCUACUUUAAAUUAAUAUUUUCUUUCUGUAAUCAAAUAACUAUCCACAAAAAUACGUUUUUCUUGUGGCAACUUAGCAGGGUUCAAUG
Molecule: messenger RNA, 1141 nt
Organism: Thlaspi arvense
Lineage: Eukaryota; Viridiplantae; Streptophyta; Magnoliopsida; Brassicales; Brassicaceae
Source: the annotation of a GenBank genome assembly